Orbilia oligospora ATCC 24927 is the source of this 1512-nucleotide messenger RNA. RefSeq lists its product as uncharacterized. The transcript has a single exon. Lineage: Eukaryota; Fungi; Ascomycota; Orbiliomycetes; Orbiliales; Orbiliaceae. The record is from RefSeq and is a predicted model, not a curated record. The coding region runs from base 1 to 1512 and encodes 503 amino acids.
AUGGAUCCAAUCAUCGAAGAAGAUGAACCAUUAGAAACACCUCCACUAUCACCAACAGAACCUCAACCUCAAACGCCACCCUCCAAGGCUACCUCCAACGAAGCAUCAUCGUCAGAUUCCUCUGCGAAUUCCAAUGCGUCGGUAGAUGCCAUAAAGGAAAGACGCCAAAGACUAUUUGAUAUCUACACCUUCACCCCAACCCAGCAAAUCCCCAGAGAUGUCUACAGACUCACAGACCAACCGCCCGUCGUCCGUUGGCCUCCCAAAGAGCCAGUUCAAUGUAACUAUGUUCUGUGUUCUCCAGAGAUAAACGAACAAUACACUACUUCAAUCAAUCAAAUCCGUCCAAACUUCCUUACAAAAGCAGAAUCAAAAAUCGGUGUGGAAUUAGAUACCGACUUCCCAAGAUUUCUCCCCAAAAGAGACGCUAGACCCAUCGGUCUUUUAAGGUCUGUCAGUCUAAAGCUCACAGAGCCUCCAAAAUCCUCAUCCUCUUCGACAGCCGAAAACGAAAGCACUAGGUCCGCGUCGCCAGUCCUCGAAACCUCCCGUCAGCUAUCUUCUCGAAAGCCAUCCUUCCGCUCAAAUCCCAUCCCAAUCGAAAACAUUUCUCAAAAACGAGUCUCUCUAAUCCCAGCCGGUCUCAAGAUCCUUCCUAAGUGGGGCGGUCAAACCGAGACCCUUCCAAAGCCGUACGAAAGCCGUAUGUGCAAUGGUUGCGAUAGAUAUAUUACUUUGACAAAGACACAAUACGUGUGUAACGAUAUUGGCUGUGCUAACCGACUUUGUGAUAGAUGUUAUAACAUCUGGUUAGACGCAAAAUGGGAAGGUCGAGGAAUCGUUACUCCUGAGAAACUUCGGAUGGCACACACGGCCGCUGAAAUUCGAGAACGAUAUGCAAAAGGAAUGUUACAAGACCAAAAUACCUCUCUUAGAGACAAAACAAAAUACAUUGGUGAAGCAGCAGCCGUAGCAGUCGGCCACAACUUCACAGACCCCUCGUACCAAUCCCACAAAAUCGGCCACAAAACCGAUCCAUUCCGCUACAGAAGGCUAGACCUGAACCCUCUAAAAGAAGUCUUCGGAAAAGAAGAAGUUGAAAUGACUCUCCUCGACUCCUCUACCACCAAAGAAUCAUCUUUAACCCAAAAAGUGGGCCUAGACGAACCCCGCCACAUGAUCGACCUCGACUCCGACGAAGACAUACUCUGGGGUUGGGAUUAUGCAAUCGACAAGCGAGACGCUGCAGCAACGGGCCGAACCGCACCCGCAUUACCUCAAUUGGACUAUCAACCCCCAACCCACGCGCACGCCACGCCAACUCCAUCCCAUCACUCUUCGAUGAGGACGACGUCAUCGUCAUCUCUCACAGUCAUUUCAUCGUCCGAGACCGUAGUCGGCAGGGCUGAUGUUGACAGUAUCCAUAAUAACUAUACCCAACGUUCUUCGUCUCCUUCUUGGACGAUUUGGACGCUUAGGUCGUCUGAUUCGAUUUCUGAGCGUUUUAUCUAA